This is a messenger RNA of Archocentrus centrarchus (flier cichlid), 1926 nucleotides long. RefSeq names its product COP9 signalosome subunit 3 (gene cops3). The record is from RefSeq and is a predicted model, not a curated record. Bases 332 to 1603 code for a protein of 423 amino acids. Gene Ontology annotation, cellular component: COP9 signalosome. Gene Ontology annotation, biological process: ubiquitin-dependent protein catabolic process. NCBI's taxonomy places the organism in Eukaryota, Metazoa, Chordata, Actinopteri, Cichliformes, Cichlidae. The transcript is spliced from 12 exons.
UUCCUAGUCCUCAAAGAGAGAAGCGGCAGUGCAAUUUGAAAUAGACAUCCGUACCAUAUUACAUCAGUGUGUGUAGCUUAUUUAUGAAAGCGCUAUGGUGGAAGUAAAGGCAGCUGUGGUUCAAUGCUGCCAUCAAAUCUGGUAGCUGGCCCUUUAAGAAUUCAACGGUCGGUUCCUAAACCCCGUUGCAGUCUGUUCCGUUCUUAUGAUCUCGCGAUAGCUUCACCUCAGUGGCGGCUGUGUGGCCCCCCUGUCUCAGUCCGGACGGAGUUGUUUCUGACGUUUGAAUGAAAUACAGUGCAAAUUACCUCCACGUUGGACCCAGGAAAUAAUGGCUUCAGCCUUGGAGCAGUUUGUGAACAAUGUGCGGCAGCUCUCCGCUCAAGGCCAGAUGACUCAGCUGUGUGAGUUGAUCAACAAAAGUGGGGAGCUGCUGGCCAAAAAUCUGUCCCACCUGGACACGGUGCUUGGGGCCCUGGACAUCCAGGAGCACUCCCUAGGUGUGCUGGCUGUGCUAUUUGUGAAGUUCUCCAUGCCAAACAUCCCUGACUUUGAGACGCUCUUCUCCCAAGUCCAGCUCUUCAUCAGCACCUGCAAUGGGGAGCACAUUAGAUAUGCAACAGACACUUUUGCUGGUCUCUGCCACCAGUUGACAAACGCACUUGUAGAGCGGAAACAGCCAUUGAGGGGUGUUGUAGUCCUAAAGCAGGCAAUAGACAAAAUGCAGAUGAACACAAACCAACUUACCUCAGUUCACGCAGACCUGUGUCAGCUGUGCUUGUUAGCAAAGUGCUUCAAGCCUGCCCUGCCCUUCUUGGAGGUGGACAUGAUGGACAUCUGUAAGGAGAACGGAGCCUACGACGCAAAGCACUUUUUAUGUUACUACUACUAUGGUGGCAUGAUCUACACGGGCCUCAAAAAUUUUGAAAGAGCACUGUAUUUUUAUGAACAGGCAAUAACCACUCCAGCCAUGGCAGUGAGCCACAUCAUGUUGGAAGCCUAUAAAAAAUACAUUCUGGUGUCACUCAUUCUCCACGGCAAAGUGCAGCAGCUGCCCAAAUACACCUCACAAAUAGUAGGGAGGUUCAUCAAGCCCCUGAGCAACGCAUACCACGAGUUAGCUCAGGUUUAUACCACCAACAACCCGGCCGAGCUGCGCAGCCUGGUCAACAAACACAGCGAGACCUUCACACGAGACAACAACACAGGCCUGGUCAAACAGUGCCUUUCCUCUCUCUACAAGAAAAAUAUCCAGAGGCUAACAAAGACCUUCCUGACGCUGUCUUUGCAAGACAUGGCGAGUCGAGUGCAGCUUUCAGGCCCCCAGGAAGCAGAGAAAUACGUCUUACACAUGAUUGAAGAUGGUGAGAUCUAUGCUAGCAUUAACCAAAAAGAUGGUAUGGUCUGCUUCCAUGAUAACCCCGAAAAAUACAACAACCCAGCAAUGCUCCACAAAAUUGACCAAGAGAUGUUGAAAUGUAUACAGCUGGAUGAGAAACUAAAGUCUAUGGAUCAGGAAAUCACAGUAAACCCACAAUUUGUGCAGAAGAGUAUGGGAUCGCAGGAGGAUGAUGUCGGUAGCAAAACGUCUAGUUAUUCCUGAGGGGCCUUGGAUGGGGAGAGAACGCUGCAGCCACCCAACACGUUCUUCCCAGGAUGAGUUGGAUUUUUUUAAGAGGAAAAUAAACAUUCUAUCUCGCAUAAGGACAUUGGUCAAGGAAAAUCUAAUUGUGUGGAAUGAUGAUAAAUUUGGUUAUUCUUACUUCACAGUGUCUUAAGGAUAACAAAGAUCCUUAGAGAAAAAGGAAAAAAAAAAAAGAUUACAAUUUUGUCAGUGUUUUAUUUAUCAAUGUUCAGGUUGAAGCGCCACUGCUACAUUAACAGAAAUCACAUUAAUAAAAACUGGACUUAUUUGUUCCAAACGUA